Molecule: messenger RNA, 5327 nt
Organism: Phycodurus eques (leafy seadragon)
Lineage: Eukaryota; Metazoa; Chordata; Actinopteri; Syngnathiformes; Syngnathidae
Gene: robo3
Product: roundabout, axon guidance receptor, homolog 3 (Drosophila)
Exons: 27
Coding region: 387-4658 (1423 amino acids)
Cellular component (GO): neuron projection
Molecular function (GO): protein binding
Source: RefSeq, a predicted model, not a curated record
CAUAGGCUUUUAUUUCUCAAAAGAAUUGUGUGUGUGUGUGUGUGUGUGUGUGUGUGUGUCCGGGAACAGCGUGUGAAGUUAUGUGAUCACAAAACAAAAGAAGAAAGAAGGAAAGAACAAUCCGAUGCUGGGAAGGAACUGGACUCAAUCAAUGGGUGUCAGCCCCCCUUGAAGCUGACAUCUGUAUCCAAUUAAUCAACUAAAAAUUUCCUUUCUUUUCUAUUAACCGUAGGCUUUUAUUUCUCAAAAGAGCUCAUAUUUUUCACUUGAUUUGAUGUUGGACAAACUCUUCUAAACACCUGGUAAGGACACACCGGAGUUGAGCAGCAGUCACUUUCGAAAAGACUGGUUUUAAUAGAGAGUCUUAGCGGCCGGAGUGCGGCAAGAUGCUGCGGUAUCUGCUCAAGACCCUGCUGCAGAUGAAUCUGUUCACCGACACCAUCCGAAACCCCAACAACGGCUCCGAUCAGUUCUUCAACACCUCCCUGCCAUCCUUCAACAGCUCUCUGCUUGACUGGGGAAAUUUCACCGGCUUCAAUGGAUCUCGACCCAGGGUAGAGGAUGCUGGUCCACGAAUUGUUGAACAUCCAUCUGAUUUGAUUGUGUCCAAGGGGGAGCCAGCUACACUCAACUGUAAAGCAGAGGGGCGGCCGACUCCCAUGGUGGAAUGGUACAAAGAUGGCGAGCGAGUCGAGACGGACCGCGAAGACCCUCGCUCUCACAGGAUGCUCUUACCCAGUGGUUCCCUCUUCUUCCUACGAAUUGUACAUGGUCGGCGGAGCAAACCCGAUGAAGGGGUCUAUGUGUGCGUGGCACGCAACUACCUGGGUGAGGCAGUCAGUCGUAAUGCGUCACUGGAAGUGGCAAUUCUAAGAGAUGACUUCCGUCAGACACCCAGUGAUGUAGUGGUGGCAGCAGGUGAACCAGCUGUCAUGGAGUGUAUUCCCCCGAGAGGACAUCCUGAGCCAACUAUCACGUGGAAGAGAAAUAAUGUUCAGGUCAAUGACAGAGAUGAGAGGAUCACAAUCCGAGGAGGCAAACUAAUGAUUUCCAAUACCAGAAAAAGUGAUGCUGGCAUGUACGUGUGUGUUGGCACCAAUAUGGUUGGAGAAAAAGACAGUGAUCCAGCUGAACUGGUUGUAUUUGAGAGGCCGGUGUUCACAAAGCAGCCGGUGAGCCAAGUGGUAUUGGCUGACGAUACAGUGGACUUCUUUUGCGAGGUGCAUGGGGAUCCAACGCCGACUGUUCGCUGGCGGAGAGAGGAGGGGGAGUUGCCUCGUGGCAGAUAUGAGCUCCGUAGUGACAGCAGUCUGCACCUGAAACAGGUGCGAGCUGAAGACGAGGGCACUUACACGUGUGUGUCAGAGAACAGUGUGGGCAAAGCAGAGGCAGCAGCUACCCUGCAAGUGCACGUGCCCCCUCAGAUUGUUGUGCGGCCACGAGACCAGAUCACAGCACCAGGCCGUACUGUAACCUUUCUCUGCGGCACUAAAGGAAACCCCCCACCGGCUGUCUUUUGGCAAAAAGAAGGAAGCCAGAUCUUGCUGUUCCCUAUUCAGGAACAGUCAAAACAAGGCCGUUUUUCUGUGUCGCUUAGCGGUGAGCUCACCAUCAUUGAUGUCCAUGUCGAGGACUCCGGCUACUACAUUUGCCAGGCCAUCAGUGUGGCGGGCAGCAUACUUACAAAAGCCCUGUUAGAGGUGGAAAGUGCGCCUUCAGAUCGUGUUCCCCCCAUCAUCCGGCAAGGACCAGCAAAUCAUACUCAUGUGCCAGGUUCAAAUGCACAGUUACACUGCCACAUCAUGGGGAACCCUAUUCCUAGUAUCCAAUGGGAGAAAGACGGUCAGAGGAUUCUAGUGAAUGAUGGUCGAAUCAGCCUGAUGGAAAAUGGCACCUUGCAAAUUGCCAAUCUUCAGGAAACCGACUCUGGCGUUUACACCUGCCUGGCUUCCAGCUCCAGCGGUGAGACCAGCUGGAGUGGAGUGCUCACUGUCAAAGAGAAUGCAGACCCGUCAGUCACUCAGACCACUGAGCCAUUCCAGUUGCCAGGUCCACCACACAAACCCAUUGUCACAGAUGUCUCCAAGAACAGUGUCUCUCUGACCUGGCAACCCAAUGCUCAUGAAGGAGGAGCUGCAGUUACCUCCUACAUCAUUGAGGCCUUCAGCCAGUCCGCCGGCAGCACUUGGCAAACUGUAGCUGACAUGGUGAAGAUGGAAACACACACAAUCACUGGCCUUCUCUCCAACACCAUCUACUUGUUUAUUGUACGAGCUGUCAAUGCCUAUGGCCUGAGUGACCCAAGCCCCAUCUCACAGCCUGUCAGAACACAAGACGUGAGUCCGACGGGUCAGGGACUGGACCACAGGCAGUUGCAGAGAGAGCUGGGGGAGGUGGCGGUCAAACUACAAGAGCCCAUCAGACCGACUACAUCCUCAGUCCGAGUCUCCUGGGCUGUUGAUCGUCAGUCACCGUAUGUGCAGGGAUACCGUCUCUUCUACCGCCCCAGUGGGGGAACAUGGCUCCUCCAAGACAUCAACUCCCCCUCCGAGCGCAGCACUGUACUUACUAGCCUACUCAAAGGAACUGAGUAUGAGAUAAAGAUCCGGCCUUAUUUUGACGAAUUUCAGGGGAAGGACAGCCGCACAAUACUGGUUCGAACCCCAGAAGAAGUGCCGAGUGCCCCUCCAAGAGCUGUUACAGUGGCAACAGUGAAGCAAAGCAACAUCUCCAGCAUCAUUGUCUCCUGGGAGCCUCCACCUAGUGACAUGCAGAACGGCAUCAUCCAAGAGUACAAGGUUUGGUGUGUGAGCAGUGGCAACAACAACCAGACACGCUACUACAUCAACAAGACAGUGGAAGGGAACACUUUGUCCACAGCGUUGAAAGGGCUAAUACCCGGUGUCCUUUACCAGGUCGAGGUGGCAGCCGUUACUGGUGCUGGUGUCGGCACCCGCAGUCAGCCUUUGCCAAUCCUCAUUAAGAUGGCAGCUGAACAGCCCUCUGUGCCAGGCGGCGUUGACACUGACGAUGACAGCAGGGAGAGCAACGUGAGUCUGGCUGAGCAGAUUACUGAUGUGGUCAAGCAGCCGGCGUUCAUCGCAGGCAUCGGCGGAGCCUGCUGGGUCAUCCUCAUGGGCUUCAGCGUCUGGAUUUAUUGCCGACGCAAAAAGAGAAAGGAGUUGAGCCACUACACUGCUUCCUUUGCUUACACGGCAGCAGUUGGAUUUCCUCAUGGAGAGGGAUCUGGACACAAUGGAAGGCCAGGCAUGCUGGGAGCCAACAUGGGCAACUACCCGUGGCUGGCAGACUCUUGGCCCACCACCAACCUGGUCCACAGUGGUAAAGAGGCUGUCAACUGCUGCACUACCAGUCAUGACACAGCUGAGCGAUAUUACAAUGAAGCUGGCAUCUCCAACUACCUGAACCAGACAGAGAAAUACAGCAUGAGCGGCUCGACUGAGGGGCCCAUUUACAGCACGAUUGAUGCCACCAGCGAGGACCUUCACAGCUUUACUUACGCCCAGCACACCUCAACUACUCCCUAUGCCUCCACCUCUAUCAUGCCCUUCGCAAACCAAAUGCAGAGCCCACCCCAUGGUGGAGAGCAACAGGAUGAUGGGCACUGGAUCACCCAGCCGGGACCAUCUGGAGCUCAGUACGCUCAACCCGACCGCUGCAAUGGUAAGUCAAAGCAGAAGGCCAUGGGUAAGGCUGUUAAGACACCAUCUCUAACAUGGAUGGAAACAUUGCCCCCACCUCCCUCAAUUGGAGAGCUGGAACAGUGUGAACAGGAUGAGGAGCCCCCAGAGAAUGAGGACAUGGACAUAGGCUCAGAUGAAGAGUGGUGUCCUCCCCUCCCAGAGAGGACGUACCUGAUGGAGGGCUGUGAAAACAGCCCCUCCCACAAGAACAAUGCCUCUUCUCCAGCCACUUCCUACAGUCACCAGUCCACCGCCACACUUACUCCAUCUCCCAAUGAGGAGAAGCAAGCAUCCCAUGACCUGCACCGCCAACAGGAGGGCAAUCAGAUGUUGCGCAGAAGGUUACCAUGUAGUCCAGUCCCAGUUCCCCAGGCACCACUCACCCAGUCCAGCGCCUAUAGCCAACAGCAUCUCGGCUCAUCAGAGGUUGGCCCACUGCAGUGCCACAGUCAGAUCCAGCGCUCUCUUCAUAACCAUGGGCACAAUGAAGGCAGGAUCAAUUCAGCUACACCCGUGCACAGCCGUCCAUCCCCAGCGGAUACAUGCUCUCCACCGAGCCAAAAAGUUUGCGUAAAAAAAAAGGCUUCCAAGAGUUCAGUAUACAGGAGAGAAAUACAAGGAGACCUGCCUCCACCUCCAGAACCACCCCCAGAGGAGGACAAGUUUCAGGGUUCCCAGAAGUGCAUGGAGGCCAGUAAAGUGGCUAAUGGCUCGCUAUCCUCCCUGGAGAGGAGCGAAUACAGCAGUGGCAGCCAUCAACGCAAAGGCUCAAGACAAAGACAAAUUGAAACUGCACAUGGCGAGGAGGUAAUGCUGUACGGUGGUAAAGCCGGCUACCUUUCCAGGAAUCAAAUGUCCAGUAACUGCUCGACCACAGGAAGCUCCUCAUCUCGGGCCUCAACGGACUCCCGGGGGAUCAAUGCGGCCAGGAAGGGCAGCGAGGAAACUAAAUAAGUCCAUCUGUGAAGAUACGUUAACCUAUGAUGCCUCCAUUGUUCACCAUCUUUCAAAUGUGGACACAAUGAUCUAAUGAGACUCAUCAUUGUUGUGAAAGAACAAAAACAGACUCUCCAUCGUUUUUUGUGUGUUUUGUUUCACUAUGAUUAUUUAUGACCUAUCCAGCUCACCCCAUGUCCCUUGAUUUGUAAAUACCUGUGUCUAUACCUGUUCUGUUGUUGGCUUUGGAUACAGGGAAAAAGACAUAUAUUGUAUUUAUGAGUACUGAAAAUAAAAAAAACAUGAUUUUAAAAAGGGUCCAUUACAAAAGAAAAAAAAAACAUCUCUGAAUGUGCCAACCUUUUUGGUCAAAAUGUACAGUAUACUUUUUGGGAAAAGCAUUAACUACUGUUGCACUCUUGUUGUGAUGGCCAAACAACAGAAAAUAUUAAGCACAAAGGAAAAGCCCAAAUGUGCAGGUUCCUUCUCCUGGACGAAUGCUCUGGUCUGAUUGGGAUACCUGCCCCCAUUCAGUCCAAUAGAAUGUCUACUUGUCUUGGUAUCCCUUGGUUUCUUUGCAGCAGAAUGGUCGAGUGUGUCAGCAGACAGGCAGACUGUUGAGUUUUGAUUGUAAGCCCACCUCUCCCUAGAUCCUCACCUUGUCUGAGUGACGCUAUGCUGCAGUUG